Molecule: messenger RNA, 2061 nt
Organism: Folsomia candida
Lineage: Eukaryota; Metazoa; Arthropoda; Collembola; Entomobryomorpha; Isotomidae
Exons: 6
Coding region: 674-1912 (412 amino acids)
Source: RefSeq, a predicted model, not a curated record
UGCAACCACUGAAAUUUGCAGUGCCUAAAAAUGCAUGACGACGUGUAUUGGUAUCAGUGUGGUGAUGAUUCAUCAGUAACAUAAGCACAUAUGUACAUGUUUAAAAGGAUAGAAGGAAAUAACAUACCUAAUUUAACUACAAAUGCAUUCAACAUGAUUUAAUUUAAACAAUCUUUACACAAGUUUAAAACAACAUAAACAGCGUAAGUACUAUACAUACAUGUACCCACCAAUGUAUGUACAUGUCCGACAAGAUUAAAUAGCAAUCAAGCAUAGUACAUAACCUAUUAAUAAAAUAUUUGAAAUUUCCCCAUUUUAAUUUAUCCAUUUAUUUUAUGAACAAAUAUAUUAAUGGAAUUACAGUAAAAAUCGGUUUUAGUUUUAAAAAAAUGCAUACUCAUUUCAUACCGAAGACACAUUUUGUUUUCAUAUGCGUGUGCAAUGCAAUGCACACAUAUGUACAUAUUGAUCAAGCUGCUUGAUUCAAGCAGUUCAAGAAGCUAAUAAGGGUAUAGAUUUUUGUUGGAUUUAGUUUGUGUAACUAUGCAAAAUAUAUUCAUCGAAAAAGUUUACUUAUAUUUUGAAAUCUUUCACUUACGUUCGUCAGCUCAAAUUAUGCAUUGAGUCUCCUAACGUAAAUUAGUCCAUCCGAUAAAAAAUAAGAAGCUGAAAAAUGAGCACUGUUGUGGGACCUGAACUGAUCGAGUGUAAACCUCAAUGUCAUAAUGCAAUGGUUACAUCGUCGCCGUCACGCCCUUCUUCAGAGAACUUUUGUCUUCGACCCAUGAGGUACAAUCACUCAGCAAGGAUUCCAUGGCCAUCAACCUACGCCGCAGAGUCUACACUUCAUCUCCAUAAACCCGACUAUCUUCUCGGUCCUGAUCGCAUAAUCGCACAUCAGGCUUUCCUAACGCAUAGCGGGUCCGUUCAUGACAACAAGUUUUAUCAAGAAGAACGAGACUUUCAACCGAAACACCCACUUGCACCAUCCAACACUUUGGUGAAGUACAUACGCCCAGAUUUUUACCGCAAAAUGGAAGGAGUUGUUAGCAGAAAUAUGAAAGCGUAUAAUCCGUUCCCCAAUCGGUUGUCAGAAACAAAAGCAAACUUUACUCCGCAUUAUCCUGAGGCUUCAAUGUUUGGUCAAGCUGGAAUUUUCAUUACUGAUCAUUUCGUUCAUAUGCCUGCAAAUCGUGUCAAUGUUGUUCCAGCAUUUUCAUACGACGACAUGUUUUCAACCCUUCGGAAAGCUCACCCCUACAUGACGACGUAUCGUAUUUAUCACAAAAACUUUCAAGACGAACUUCCACAACAUAAGUUUUUGGACAGUUUAUAUAAUCUAAAGAUUGGCCCCUCUGUGCCAAAAUCUCAAAACAAUGACUGUGCUGUGAAGUUGCUUGUCAGACCCAUGUUGGACCCGUUCGAACAAACUUUGGUCAAAGAAGGAACGCUUCCCAGUUUGGACUUGAAACGUGAAAAUCCAGGCGAAACUCGUAAUUUUGCCCACCUGAAGCAAUUCUUCCGUCGACCACCGUAUGCGGGAUGUCCACCCCGCGUCCAUCAACCCGUUCCCCACAUGGGAAUGAACACCACUUAUCAAGACACGUAUGACCGACCUCUUCACCCAAACAUGGCUCUCAACCACUGUCAAGACGAACGAUUCUGCUAUGUUCAACCCCCUCUCAGCCUCUCAGGCCUGCAUCAUGUUCCUGAAGUGUACUACACGGAGAACACGAUUUACGGAUCUGGGAGGAAUGUCGCCUCCUAUGUUGACAACGACCCUCGAGACCCCAUGUGCAAGGGAAAAGAAAUUCGGGAUGAGGCAGCCUUUGCAGCAGAACUUCUAAAAUCCUCACCCCCUCCUUCCGGGUGUCGUCGUGGGGCUGGGAGUGGCUGUCCAUUCCCAUCAUGAUUACGGAGUGCGACCGACCAAGAAGUCAUUAAAAAUUAUGAACCCUAAAACUUUAUACAUUUCUGCACUGUGACUCGUUCUUUCCGUACGCUGUCCUAGCAUAAAUAUGUAUGGCAUGCGAAUAAAUAUAAUAAUACUCGUAUGUGUAU